CAGAUGGCAGAACUCGCUCCCGCCGCCGCGCCGGCCAAAGCACCCAAGAAGAAAGCAGCUUCAAAGACCAAGAAAUCAGGCCCGAGCGUCGGCGAGCUCAUCAUCAAAGCGGUUUCUGCGUCGCAGGAGAGGAGCGGUGUGUCCCUCUCCGCCUUGAAGAAAGCUUUACAGGCCGCCGGAUACGAUGUGGAGAAGAACAACUCCCGCGUUAAAAUCGCCGUCAAGAACCUUGUGAGGAAAAGCGUCCUGGUGCAGACCAAAGGGACCGGUGCGUCUGGCUCUUUCAAGCUGAACAAGACGCAGACCGCAGGCAAGAAAGCCGCGCCCAAAGCCAGAAAGGCGGCCGCCAAAAAACCCACCGCGGCUAAGAAGCCCAAGAAGGUAGCGGCCAAGAAGUCUCCUAAGAAGGCAAAGAAGCCCCCCGCCAAGAAAGCCACCAAGAGCCCGAAGAAGGCGAAAAAAACGUCGACCCCCAAAAAGGCUGCCAAGAGCGCGAAGAAGACAAAAACUGCCAAGCCCAAAGCCGUAAAGCCCAAAAUGGCCAAGGCGAAAAAGGCGGCCCCCAAAAAGAAGUGA
This is a messenger RNA of Neoarius graeffei (lesser salmon catfish), 576 nucleotides long. Its product is annotated as histone H1-like. Gene Ontology annotation, biological process: nucleosome assembly. The transcript has a single exon. Gene Ontology annotation, molecular function: structural constituent of chromatin; DNA binding. NCBI's taxonomy places the organism in Eukaryota, Metazoa, Chordata, Actinopteri, Siluriformes, Ariidae. Bases 4 to 576 code for a protein of 190 amino acids. The record is from RefSeq and is a predicted model, not a curated record. Gene Ontology annotation, cellular component: nucleosome.